This is a messenger RNA of Sorex araneus (European shrew), 9450 nucleotides long. RefSeq names its product dynein cytoplasmic 1 intermediate chain 1 (gene DYNC1I1). NCBI's taxonomy places the organism in Eukaryota, Metazoa, Chordata, Mammalia, Eulipotyphla, Soricidae. Gene Ontology annotation, biological process: transport along microtubule. The record is from RefSeq and is a predicted model, not a curated record. Gene Ontology annotation, cellular component: cytoplasmic dynein complex. The coding region runs from base 207 to 2093 and encodes 628 amino acids. The transcript is spliced from 17 exons. Gene Ontology annotation, molecular function: dynein heavy chain binding; dynein light chain binding.
CGCGGGAGUCGGGCUGCGGGAGGCGGCGGGGAGGAAGUGAUCGCUCCCGGAGGAGGCGAGCCGCGCGGCGGGCGCAGCGUGAGACAGCACAUCCUGCCCGCGCCCCGGGAGCCGCCGCCGCUCCGCCCUGCCGCAGCCCGGGAGCCGCCGCCGCCGCCUCCGCCCCGGAGCCCCGCACGGCCGCGCCGAGCAGCCAGGAAACCAAAAUGUCUGACAAAAGUGACUUAAAAGCUGAACUAGAGCGCAAAAAACAGCGCUUAGCCCAGAUAAGAGAAGAGAAGAAAAGAAAGGAAGAAGAGAGGAAAAAGAAAGAGGCUGAUAUGCAGCAGAAAAAAGAACCUGUUCAGGAUGAUUCUGAUCUGGAUCGCAAACGUCGAGAGACAGAAGCCCUGCUUCAAAGUAUUGGUAUAUCACCUGAGCCACCUCUAGUCCCAACCCCUAUGUCUCCCUCCUCGAAAUCAGUGAGCACUCCCAGUGAAGCUGGAAGCCAAGACUCAGGCGACCUAGGACCAUUAACAAGGACCCUUCAGUGGGACACAGACCCCUCAGUGCUCCAGCUGCAGUCAGACUCAGAACUUGGGCGAAGACUGCAUAAAUUGGGUGUGUCGAAGGUUACCCAAGUGGAUUUCCUGCCCAGGGAAGUAGUGUCCUACUCCAAGGAGACGCAGACUCCUCUGGCCACACAUCAUUCUGAAGAGGAUGAGGAAGAUGAUGAAAUGGUAGAGCCAAAAGUUGGUCAUGACUCUGAAGUGGAAAAUCAAGACAAAAAACAGGAGGUGAAGGAAGCCCCUCCAAGGGAGUUGACAGAAGAAGAGAAACAGCAGAUCCUUCAUUCAGAGGAAUUCCUCAUCUUUUUUGAUCGGACUAUAAGGGUAAUUGAAAGAGCACUGGCAGAAGACUCUGAUAUCUUCUUUGACUACAGCGGUCGAGAAUUGGAGGAAAAAGAUGGAGAUGUCCAGGCUGGAGCCAACCUUUCUUUCAAUCGUCAGUUCUAUGAUGAGCAUUGGUCCAAGCACCGAGUAGUCACUUGUAUGGACUGGUCUCUCCAGUACCCGGAGCUGAUGGUUGCUUCCUACAAUAACAAUGAAGAUGCUCCCCAUGAACCAGAUGGAGUAGCCUUGGUUUGGAACAUGAAAUUUAAGAAAACCACACCAGAAUAUGUCUUCCACUGUCAGUCCUCUGUGAUGUCAGUCUGCUUUGCUCGUUUCCAUCCCAACCUGGUCGUUGGUGGGACUUAUUCUGGCCAGAUCGUCUUGUGGGACAAUCGCAGUCAUCGAAGGACACCAGUGCAGCGGACACCACUGUCAGCCGCUGCACACACGCAUCCCGUGUACUGUGUAAAUGUUGUUGGGACCCAGAAUGCUCACAACCUCAUCACUGUAUCCACUGAUGGUAAAAUGUGUUCUUGGAGUCUGGACAUGCUCUCUACUCCACAGGAGAGCAUGGAGCUGGUAUACAAUAAGUCCAAACCCGUGGCUGUUACCGGAAUGGCUUUCCCGACAGGAGACGUCAAUAACUUCGUGGUUGGCAGUGAGGAGGGUAUAGUCUACACAGCCUGUCGUCAUGGAAGCAAAGCAGGGAUUGGCGAAGUCUUUGAAGGUCAUCAAGGACCAGUGACAGGAAUUAACUGCCACAUGGCAGUGGGGCCUAUCGACUUUUCACACCUGUUUGUCACAUCAUCAUUUGACUGGACUGUCAAACUGUGGACGACAAAGCACAACAAGCCGCUCUACUCCUUUGAAGACAAUGCAGACUAUGUGUACGAUGUCAUGUGGUCCCCCGUGCAUCCCGCGCUCUUUGCCUGCGUGGACGGGAUGGGGCGCUUGGACCUCUGGAACCUCAACAAUGACACCGAGGUUCCGACAGCGAGUGUGGCCAUUGAGGGGGCAUCUGCCCUAAACCGUGUUCGCUGGGCUCAGGCGGGCAGAGAAGUGGCUGUUGGAGACUCAGAAGGCCGUAUUUGGAUCUAUGAUGUUGGAGAGCUUGCAGUUCCCCACAAUGAUGAAUGGACCCGAUUUGCCAGAACCCUCGUGGAGAUCCGUGCUAACCGAGCUGAUAGCGAAGAAGAAGGCACUGUGGAGUUAUCUGCCUAGUGGAAAUGGGCUGUCAUCAUCCCAGUUCCUAACCUCACAUUCUAGAGCUCAGCGUCUGCAUUCUAGUUUGCUCAUCUUCAGUGUCCGUUCAGUAUCGGUAUUGCCAAUAUCCACAGUUUGGGUGCUAUGUUGUGCCAGCUAUGCUCAAGUACUAUGAAUGUUGUAUCUCACUCUGCUCCCCACUGACCUGAAAUUCACCAGAGCACCUCUCUCUUUAUAUUUCUGUCUCAAAAGUUGAGGGGGUCGGGUCGGAGGGAGAAGCCUUUAUGGAUUUAGUUGUUGCUUUUUUAACUACUUAGUAGCUGUAUUUAAUAGCUGGAAACCUCUGGUUAAAUUUGUGCUUACAUGCACUUCUGGCAUAGUCCUAUUAAAUCCAUAUGAAGCCAGAUAUGAUUAGGUGCAGAUGUGGUGUGCUUCAUGAUAUGGUACAGGGCCAAAGACUUGAGAUGUGGUGUUUUUACAUGGUGACUCACAUUAUGAAUGGAUUUACUAGAAGAACAUUGCUGCUCCUUAUUUACUGUGGUGUGCUGCAUGGAACAUAUUUAUUUGAAAGCAUUAAAAUAAACGAUCUUAGAGCAUGUGCAUAAUGAGAGGACUGUAUUGUCUCUCUGCUGCUGUUGAGGUUACAUUAAGUUCCAAAUAACAAUUACAGUAUGUUGGUUCCACUGAGGACAUGAAAUCAUUAGAGAUUUCUUACAGUGAACAGAAUGAAUUUUAAUGCUUAUUAUUUCUAGGUAGUUUAACAAUAUUUCAAAUAUAGCUGAUGGCUGAUACUUGUCAUUCAAGAUAACACAGCCCAACAAGAGUCCGUGGUUCCUAAAUAUGACACCAACGUUGCCAGUAUGUUCCAAACCAGGUCUGUAAAACCAUGACAUCCUUUCCUUACGGAAAGCUUUACUAGAAUUCCGUUACAACAAGUUGAUGGGGAAGAUGAAGUUGGACCACGUUAAAGAAUGAUAAUGAAUUUGUAAGCAGUGGGCCUGACUAGACAUAAACCAAGAUUCCUGGUUUUAUUUUUAUGAGGGAAUGUGUGUGGUUUCGGAAAACGUAUUUCUUUAUCUCCAUCAGGGAUACUCUAGCAUAAAGUCUAUCCCAAAUGCUGGAGUAAGAAAAACAGUUUAAGAUGAACACAUAUAAAAUGUUCUAUGUAUUUCAUUUUUAAAGAAGGUUAUGGAAGAAAAUAUCUGUUUAUUAGUAUUAAACCAGGAAAUAUAGCUAUAUAAUUUUAAUAGAAAUUUUUUUUCAAAGGGUCAUUUCAUCCCUAGAGAGAAUUAAAAUAAAUAGUGGUUGAAUCAUGAAAAAAAAAAACAUUUAAAGACAGGCUUUCAGCUUUUUAGGAAAAGAAUUUCCAUGUUGUUUUGUUGUUUUAUUGGUAGAGAUUCCUUAAACUGUGAGAUUUCUUUUGUUUAAAAAAAAGAUAUUUUUUGUCAAGUGUUCUAUGGUAUAUAGAUAUUGAAGUUCUUCAUAAUAGAAAUGAAAUAUUUAAAGAUAAAAUAUAUGUCUGAAAUAGGCUUAAAAGACAUCCAAUGAAAAGUACUGGAAAAGUGUUUCUCAAGUAUAUGCUAAAGGAUUUAAAAAUAAAACAAUAAUCUUUGAGUUGCUUCUACAGAUCAAAUUCUGGAUGAUUUCACAAAAACUGUCAAGUUGUAAAGAUCAGAGUCACUUGGAACUUACAAGAGUAUAUCAGUAUAUAUAUAUAUAUAUAUAUAUAUAUAUAUAUAUAUAUAUAUAUUGUUUUGUGGUAGCCAAAUUCCAAAAAUCUUCCAGGGUUUUUUUUCUUUGCUUUUUGGGUCAUACCUGAUGAUGCACAGGGGUUACUCCUGGCCCAUGCACUCAGGAAUUAACUCCUGGCUGUGCUUGGGGGACCAUAUGGGAUGCUGGGAAUUGAACCCAGGUCAGCUGCGUGCAAGGCAAAUGCCCUACCCGCUGUGCUAUCGCUCCAGCCCCUCUUCUAGUUUUUUUAUAGUGUCAACCCAGCCUGAAUCUAUGUUAUCCUUGUGUCACUAGUGGGAUCUGGAGGAAGAUAUGCUAUAUGAGAUCAGAAUUAGAUUAUAAGAAAACAUACUGCUUUCUUCUUAGUCUCUUGGUACAAUCAGCCUUGUCCUCCAACCUACUGAAGAAGUGAGAUUACUCUAAUAACUCCAUCCAUACCAUGGUUCAAUCUGAGCACUAAGUGACUAUGUGAUUAGAAAGACACACUUGGCUAGCUCAAGCUCAGUCAUUCAAGGUAUCCUAGCUGAUAUCCCGAGAAAUGAUAACUGAGGGUGAGUGAAGACUUUUAACACAAGUUGGCUGGAGCCAUGUUGUGCUUGAUUAGGAAAAAGAAUACACCACUAAGGGAAUUAAUGACACUGGGAUUUAUUCUAAAGGGUUCAAUCAGCAGAUUCAUCCAGAACAUAAAAUACUUACUAGGCUAGAAUUCAUUGGCUCUGAAGAACUUUUUUGCAUGUGCAACUUUACUGUGACAAUAGGUUGGCAGUGAAGGAGUCUCUGGUAGAUAUUUUAGUGAUGGUCUUUCCUGCAGAUCAAAACUGACAGAAGAGUUCAUUACAAAACAGGGUUUGCUAAUAUCCAUGUAUAUGAUGAGAUCUUGGAGUAAUACAGCUAAGUGGUGACAUUUAGCAAUCAACACAGGAAUUUACAAUUACCAUAAUGGCCAGUUAGAUCAGCGAUGUAGCCAAGGAGUUUUGGCCACAGGUAAAAUUUUCUUACCUCUAUAACGGAACACACAAAGUUAAGAAUGAAGGAGCAAUUGCCUCUAAUGAAAAUUAUAUUUCUCUACUUAUAAAUUCAUACUAAAGCCAGUUUUCAAAUCUAAUAUUAAUUGACUGAAGAGGUAUCCCCAGUUUACUAGGCCGACAAACCCUAUCACAAGUAUCUUAAGAACUGAUACCCUUAGUCCUCUAAAGGAAAAGUUGUUUAUAAUGAAGAUUGACCAUUUGUUUAGAUCAGUGCACAAUGCAAAGAAAGAAAAUCCCAGGCAGUCUGAGUAUUAUUGCUAUAGAGUAUAAAUAAACAAGGGGCCAGAGAGGUAGUGUAGUAGGUAAGGUGCUUGAUUUUCAUGUAACAGACCCUGGUUUGAGCCCCAGAACUCCAUAUGGUUCCUGAGUCUGUGAGGAGUAAGCCCUGAGCACCUCUGGAUGUGGCCCAAAAGCAAACAACAAACAAACAAUAAUGAAGCCAAAUUCACAUUAUAAUCUCAUGCUAGACCAGAAACUUUUGGUAGUUAUCAGGUAUUAAUGUGAGGUCCUUAUUAAAGUCUAGAUUACAAAUGGGUUUAUUUAGUCUCAAGACCCACAUUUCUCUGUUGAGUGUUCAAGUAGAAUUUAUAUGCUCGGCAUUGGUUUCUUGGCAUAUGAGGGAAGAGCUAAACUAAAGGAAAGGCCUGGUGCAGAUCUCUGAAUCUGCUAUAUUCCCACUUUUUCAAGAUAGUAAAUUGGGUCCUAAGCAAUUGCACAGUGGGUAAGGCACUUGCCUUCAAGUGACUGACCCAGGUUCAAAAUCCGCACCAUGUAUGGUCGCCUGAGCCCACCAAGAGUGACCUCUAAGUACAGAGUCAGGAGUAAACCAUCAGCACCACCAGGUGUGCCGCUCACCCCAGAAAGAUAGUAAAUUAAAAAACAAUACAUUUCAGGGUAGGAAUAGGAGUAUGGUCGAGAGUAAUGUCACUCUUAGUGUCACUCUUGGUGGCAUUCUUAGUGUCACUCUUACUAUUCAUUUAAUAUUCCAGUUCGGCUCUUUCAUGAACUAAGAUGGAUCUUGGGGAAGUGGGAAGUUGAGGACUGCAGAGAACUAAAAGUUCAGUUAAGCAGUGGUUAUGAUUAUAACUACUCUUAUUUAUGUGAAGUUCUUCUGAGUAUACAUUAAUAAGGUGAUGGCCUGUGACCAUUGAUUAAUUGGCUGUAUUGUUUUUCCUUACAUCUAUUUUAUAAAAUAAAAAAUACUUGCCAAUCUUAGUUUUCAUUUAGCAGGAAAGAAUGUUCUUCAUUUACUAUAUUCCUCAGGGAUAUGAUAAUUUCUCAGUCUUUGUCAUAUUCCAAAGAGGUCAAGAAUUUCUGAUCAUCUGCAGAGCAUUGCACUAAUCUAUUACUGGCAGAAUCAUGCUGAUUAGGCAGUAUAACAAGAGUUAACUAAUUUGCGAGAAAUCUUGGCAAGCCUACUUCAGAGGCUCGAGAAUAGAUUCAAAGAUGAGGGACCUAUUUCUUCCAUGUGUAUUUUCAGAAUUGAAUGGUUAAGAGCAUGCUGAUAUGUCACCUUCAAAGGAAAAGACAAAUUGCUGAGAUUUCUAGCUCCCAAAUGAUAAGAAGGUUUUCACCUGAUAACCCAUCUAUGGGUUCUGAAGGUAACACAGUUCAUAUCUAAGAAUAUUGCUCUUAUUCAUAUAGCAAGUGGCAUGCAAGACUUUGGGUGGGGGCUCCAAGUGGGAGAGGCUAUGUAGCAAUUCAAGUCAGGGAGCUCUACUCAUUUAACCACUAUAUUCUAUGGUACUGGGAAAAAUCCACAUCAGUUCUGGGAAAAGUUGUGUCAUGAAAAUUAGAGCAAGCCCCAGUAGGGAAAUUACAAUGGUGUCCCUUCAAGUUCUGAAGAAAGGUAUGUUACUGGAAGCAAUGAAUUAUAUGACUUUAAAGAAAUGACUUCCACAAAUUGAAGAGAUAGUACAGAGUACAGGGUAACUGCCUUGUAGGGGCUGAUCUGGGUUUAAUCCCUGGCAUCCCAUAUGUGCUCUCAAGCAUGACCAGGAAUGAUUCCGAUGUGUACAACCAGGAGUAAGCCAUGAGCAUCACUAAGUGGGCCCCGCAACAGCCCCCCCCACCACGACCAAAGGAAAAAAAAAAAAGAAAAAGAAAAGAAAUGGCUUCCAUCAAGUUACUGAAUUCUGGUUGCAACAGAGUUCUUCAUUAUGGAAUAAGAUAUUAGACACACAAAUUUCCUAUUAUAAAUUAAAUCCUAUCAAUCUUACCAAGUCAUCUACCAAGUCAUAAAGUUAGCUAGAUCUAAUAGAAACACCAAGUAAGAAAACCCUAUUCGUCCAGCAGGUAUAUUUAGCAGACUCAAAAACCCAGUGUCACUCAACAAGAUUUUACCAGCAUCAGUUACCCAUACUUGUCUUUACGGAUAUACAUGGGAAAGGUAGGUUCUAUAAACCUGAGUGAAGAAAGUAAUAAAGUCCCAAGCCUGGUUUACAUAUGGGUUGGCUCAGUUUACGAGUAAAUGCUGAAAAUGGAUGCUAGGUACAUUAUAGCAAUAUUCAACAGUGACACUGAAAGAUAGCAAAAAGGAAAAUAUUUCAAAUAGAGUGAAAGACCUAAUUUCCUACUUCGUGUGAAAAAAAUGAUCAAAAAUACAAAUACAUUAUACCACAGAACCCAAACCAUCAUUAUCUCUCUUUCCUGUGUCCCUGCUUUCACGUUUGACCCUCUUUAUUUUCUUAAUAUAACCAUUAAGUAACCAAUUCUGUACCAUUACAACAUUAAAUUUCAUGGCUUGAAAAAUACACCAAUGCUACUCACAACUUUUCAGGUAAAGUAAAAUUCCUUAUAAUGUUGCUUAGGCCCUAUACCUAUUUGAUUUGACUUUAACUUCCUCUAUGAUCUUACAUCCUAUUACCUGAAUGUUUAGAAAUCCACUCUGACAACUCCAAUCUCAUAGAUAUUCAUUUGAUUUACCAAAUACAUAGGGUUGGGGUUGGAGCUACAUUAUAUCAGGUAGGGCAUUUGCCAUGAAUACGACCAACCUGGGUUUGGUCCCCUGCAUCCCAUAUGGUCCUCCAAGCACAGCCAGGAGUAACCACUGAGCAUUGCAGAUAUAACUGCCAGACAAAAAAAAAAGCAAACACACAGGGUCUCUGUACUGUUUGUAUUCUGUCUAGUUGAACUGCUGAGUUUGUAAACCCUCAAACACAUACUUUCAAAUUCCAUCUUUAAUAUAAUAAAGGUUAUUCCUCUGAAUGGCUGGUUUUUCUAACAUUUUAUCUGUGAAACAGCAGGUGUCUUAAAUGCAUAAGCAUUGCAACUAUGAAGAAUCUAGUUUAAAAUAACAGCAACCACAGAAAAUGAGAUUAAAAGCAUCUCUGUCCCCCACAAGAGAAAGCAUUGAGAGAGAAAUAAACAUUGUAAGUAGAAUUAAAAUGCACAAACAGAGCUAGAGACAUGGCUCAGGGGUAGAGCUCGUGCUUUGUAUAGGUAAGGCCCUUGGUUUGAGCCCCAGCCUUGGUUUGAGCCCCAGGAGAGAGAGCGAGAGAGAGAGAGAGAGAGAGAGAGAGAGAGAGAGAGAGAGAGAGAGAGAGAGAGAGAGAGAGAGAGAGAGAAUUUGGGAUUUGGGGGUGUUGGGCUACACUCAGCAGUGCUCAAGGUUUGUUCCUGUCUCUGCACUCAGAUGACUUUGGGUGGGGUUCCCCAGACCAUAAGGGCUGGCAGGGAUCGAAGCUGGGUCAGCCACAUACAAGGCAAGCACCUUAUCCACUGUACCAACACUCUGGCCCCAAAAGAAUAGUUUGUAUUGCUAUUAAGAUAUAAAUUACAUUAAAAUGUAGAUACUAUAUUUGAUUCAACAAAUUUUAGAAGCUAUAAGCAUUCUUAUAACCAACAUAUCAAAUAAGAUCUGAACAUUUUAGUUGACCUAGAAAAUUCUCUCAUGGUUCUUUCUUGCUUUUAUUUCUAUCAACAUUAAUUAGUUUGCCUGUUCUGUUCUUAAGCUUCAUAUAAGUAAAAACUACAUUAUGAUGAUGGUAUCAAUCUUUUCAGUUGAUAUACAUUUAUUAACACUCACCCAUGUACUGAAUCCUUCAGAAAUAUGCCCUUUAAAUCACUGCUUUUCAACUCUAUGAAUAUAUUGUAUUUAUUUAACCAGUUGAUGAUCACUAGUGCUAUUUUAUCUUUGGGACUUUUUGUAUAAUUUUGCUGUGCUUAUUCUUGUAUAUUUGUUUCUUUAGCCAUAUGUUUUCUUAGGUAAAUACUAGUUGAAAUUUCUGAGUCACAUGGUGAGUCUGUGUUUAUCUUUUCAGGAAGGGUCAGUGAAGUGGUUAUUCCAUUUUGCAUUCCCACAACAAAGCAGUCUAGUUGCUCCACAGUAUUACAAUAUCUGGUAUCAUUGCUCUUUUAAUCUCAGCCACUUGGUGAAAAUGAAGCAGUAUCUAACUGCAAUUUCAGUUUGCAUAAAUUGAAUGAGCAAUGAUUUGAGCACCUUUUCAUAUAAUAAUUAGCCAUUUUAUAGGCAAAUUAUUAUAUCCUCUGUAAAAUGAUGCUCAAAUGUUUUGGUCAUGUAAAAAGUGGAUUGCUUGAUAUAAAUUAAAGAAGUUUUAAAUUUAUACUAGACAUAUAACUCUGAUCAGUUGUGUUAAUAAAUACUUCUCGCAGUA